GGGGUAAAGCCUUUCACAUGUACAAAGUGUGGAAAAGGAUUUACAGGAAAGAGUAAUCUGAAAACUCAUGAAAGGAGUCACACAGGGGAAAAGCCUUUCACAUGUACAGAGUGUGGAAAAAGUUUUGCACAAAAGAGUGAUCUGAAAACUCAUGAAAGGAUUCACACAGGGGUAAAGCCUUUAACAUGUACAGAGUGUGGAAAAGGAUUUACAGAAAAGAGUAAUCUGAAAACUCAUGAAAGGAUUCACACAGGGGAAAAGCCUUUCACAUGUACAGAGUGUGGAAAACGUUUUACACUAAUGGAUCAUCUGAAAACCCAUGAAAGGAGUCACACAGGGGUAAAGCCUUUCACAUGUACAGAGUGUGGAAAAAGUUUUACGAAAAAGAGUGAUCUGAAAACUCAUGAAAGGAUUCACACAGCGGUAAAGCCUAUCACAUGUACAGAGUGUGGAAAAAGUUUUACAAAAAAGAGUAAUCUGAAAACUCAUGAAAGGAUUCACACAGGAGAAAAGCCUUUCACAUGUAGAGAGUGUGGAACAAGUUUUUCACGAAUAGAAAAUCUGAAAACUCAUGAAAGGAGUCACACAGGGGAAAAGCCUUUCACGUGUACAGAGUGUGGAAAAAGUUUUACACAAAAGAGUGAUCUGAAAACUCAUGAAAGGAUUCACACAGGGGUAAAGCCUAUCACAUGUACAGAGUGUGGAAAAAGUUUUACAAAAAAGAGUAAUCUGAAAACUCAUGAAAGGAUUCACACAGGAGAAAAGCUUUUCACAUGUAGAGAGUGUGGAACAAGUUUUUCACGAAUAGAAAAUCUGAAAACUCAUGAAAGGAGUCACACAGGGGAAAAGCCUUUCACGUGUACAGAGUGUGGAAAAAGUUUUACACAAAAGAGUGAUCUGAAAACUCAUGAAAGGAUUCACACAGGGGUAAAGCCUUUCCCAUGUACAGAGUGUGGAAAAAGUUUUACAAAAAAGAGUAAUCUGAAAACUCAUGAAAGGAUUCACACAGGAGAAAAACCUUUCAUAUGUACAGAGUGUGGAAAAGGAUUUACAGAAAAUAGUAAUCUGAAAACUCAUGAAAUGAUUCACACAGGAGAAAAGCCUUUCAAAUGUACAGAGUGUGGAAAAAGUUUUACACAAAAGAGUAAACUGAAAAUACAUGAAAGAAUUCACACAGGAGAAAAG
Bombina bombina (fire-bellied toad) is the source of this 1185-nucleotide messenger RNA. RefSeq names its product oocyte zinc finger protein XlCOF6-like. The annotation marks the transcript as partial. The record is from RefSeq and is a predicted model, not a curated record. Lineage: Eukaryota; Metazoa; Chordata; Amphibia; Anura; Bombinatoridae. Gene Ontology annotation, molecular function: RNA polymerase II cis-regulatory region sequence-specific DNA binding; DNA-binding transcription factor activity. The transcript has a single exon. Gene Ontology annotation, biological process: regulation of transcription by RNA polymerase II.